Molecule: messenger RNA, 4932 nt
Organism: Schistocerca gregaria
Lineage: Eukaryota; Metazoa; Arthropoda; Insecta; Orthoptera; Acrididae
Product: pseudouridine-5'-phosphate glycosidase-like
Exons: 10
Coding region: 214-1281 (355 amino acids)
Molecular function (GO): pseudouridylate synthase activity
Source: RefSeq, a predicted model, not a curated record
GAAAAUACAGUUUUUGUAUCCCUAUUGCUUCCUCUCAUCAAGUGUCGUACCAGAGUAGUGGUGAAAGCUUUACACGUGCUGUUUACACUUAUCUUGUUUGUCGGUGUUUUCGCGAGUGUCAUUCUGCGGCUCGAAAGCAUCUGUUCGAAGUUUUGCAGAGGAAUUUGCAUAUCUUUUAAGGUUAUUGAAGGAUACUUUUACCAUAUAGCUGCAAUGUAUCAGGUUCUUGGUAAACUUUUGAAGCUAAACUCAAGAUUUCUGUGUUCCAAAAAGUUUAUUAGUAAAUUAAAUGCAGCAGACAUUUCUUCAGAGGUCUUGCAUGCUUUUGAGAGAGACCUACCAGUUGUUGCAUUGGAAUCAACUAUAAUCACUCAUGGCAUGCCAUAUCCAAAAAAUAUGGAAACUGCUUUGGAACUUGAGGAUAUAGUGAGGAACCAGGGAGCUGUGCCUGCCACUGUUGCAAUAAUGAAAGGCCAGAUCAAAGUAGGAUUAAACAAAGAUAUGAUUGCAGAGUUGGCCUCUUCCAAAGCUGUCAAAACAUCACGUCGAGAUUUUCCAUAUGUUAUGAGCAAGAAGUUGAAUGGUGGUACAACUGUUGCAGGAACCUUAAUAGUCGCAAAAGGAGUUGGUAUUCACGUUUUUGCUACAGGUGGCAUUGGUGGAGUUCACAGAGGCGCUGAGGAAACAAUGGACGUGAGUGCUGACCUCCUAGAAAUUGGUCGUAGUCCAGUGGCCAUUGUAUGCAGUGGUGUGAAAUCUAUUCUUGACAUUGAGAAAACAUUAGAAUAUUUGGAAACACAAGGAGUAAAUGUUGUUACUUACGGCAAGAAUAAGGAUUUCCCAGCAUUUUACUCAGCCAGCAGUGGGUUUUCUUCACCAUAUAAUGCUGAAACAACAGAAGAAGCUGCCCGUAUGCUUCAUAGUCUAUUGCAGGCACAACUCAAUUCAGGAAUGUUACUUGCUGUUCCUGUACCAGAAGAAUUUGCACUUUCUGGUGAUCAUAUAGAAAAAGCUAUACAACAAUCACUACAAGAAGCAGAAAAGAAUGGUAUCAAAGGAAAAGAUGUCACACCAUAUGUGCUGGAACAAGUACGCAUUCUGACAUCAGGGAAAUCUCUUGACACAAAUAUUGCUCUUGUGAGAAAUAAUGCAAAAAUUGCUGCACAGUUGGCAGUUAACUUGAAAAAACUUUCAAGGACAAAAUGCAGACGAACAGAAGGUCCAUCAGUCCAUGGAAAGAACAUACCCUCAAAAGAGACUUCAGAUAAACAGCUGCCAUAGGACAUCACUGCAGUUCAACAGAGUGAAACAUCAAGAGUGAAACCUACAAAUAACUUUUAGCAGAAAUUAAAAUCAACACUACUGUAUUUCCUCAUACUAAAUGCAGUCAGGUGUCACUUAGCAUUUCUAACUAGCCCUCAGAAUCAGUCAUUACAUUCAAGAGCAACAGCAGUAUCCUGUUGACACAGCGUACAUUGUUAUAAAGUCAUGUCAGAAUUGAACUUACUUUUAAACAUUUUUCUUUUUUGUAAUUUCAACCUGCAUCAGUGAGAUUUUGGACUCUUUACUGGCUACCUUGUUCUUGCCUGGUUGUCAGCUGCACAUUGCUGUCAACUAGUUAUUGAGUUCACAGAUCAUUUAAUCAGCAGCAGCAACCUGUAACUUAAAUUAUGCUUUCUAUAACAAUGAAAACAAUCAAUUCUUGAUAAAAAAAUUUAAUUGGGUAGAUAAAAAAUCUACUCAUCAAGUGGCAGCAGAACACACACAUAAAAGACUGUUGUGAUUGGUAGGCUUUCGGAGCCAGUGGUUCUUUCUUCAGGCAGAAGGGUUGAAGGGGAAGGAAGAAAGGUGAAGGAAAAGGACAGGAGAGGUCUAGGAAAAGGGGUAGAUUUUGGGAAUGUCACCCAGAACCGCAGGUCAGAGGAUUUUAACCAUACGGGAUGAGAAGAAAAAUUAUGCUUUCUGCAACAUACACCAACAUCUAUGAACACAAUGGGAAACCCCCUUAUCAAGAUGGUGUUUUCUUUCUCAGCUGUCCAUAUAACUCUGGUUAAGGUAAUUUAAGACAGCCAAUAUUAACAGUCUGCCACAACUGUUUUCCUAUAGCUGUAAAUGUAUUCACCAGAAUUGUCAUAUAUCAGUGGACUAACAAUGUAACAAAAACAGUAACAUAGGCAGAAUUCAUGACAAAGCUGGCAAUAAGACUAUAAUAUGAAGAGAUCUAGCCAAUUGAUGAAGUUUGUUACAAUGAGAAUUAAUGAUAUGUUGGGGAGUUCCCACCUGAGCAAUUAAGAGCUGGUGUUAGAGGGGGAGAAUCCAGAUGUCACAGGCUGUGAAGCAGUCAUUAAAGUGAAAGACAUAAUUUUGGACAAUAUUUUAAGCAACUGUGUGGCCACAGUUUGGUGGUGGCCACUCAUGUGGAUGUAGAGCCUGUUAGUUAUCACGGCCAUUUAGAAUGCAGCACAGUGUAUGCUUUCACAUUUGGCCCAGCCUUUGAUGGGUUAGAGGACGGCAGUGCCAGGAUUGGAAUACGUGGUAGUGGGAGGAUGCAUGGGACAAAUCUGACACCUGAUUGUAUUGCAGAAAUAUGAGCUAUGAGUCAAGAGAUUAGGGGCAGUAGUAAAUUAGGGAUGGACAAGGAUAUUGCUUAUAUUGGGCAGGUGAUGGAAUACCACUGUGGGAGUGAUGGGGAGGAUAUAUCAUAUUUCAGGUCAGGAUGGGAGAUAAUCGAAACCCUGGUGGAGUAUGUCAGUCAGUUGCUUCAUUUCUGUGUGGUACUGAGUCACAAGAGGACAGCUUCUUUGUGGCUGGACUGUGAUGUAUGGGGGAUGGUAGAUGACUGGUGAGACAAGGUAUUGGAGAUAUCUCUGGACAAGUUUGGGAAGGUUAUUUCAGUCUCUGAUGCUCAUCACAGAUGUAACAGAUGUUUGAGAGGUUAUGUACAUUAGUCUAGGCAAUGCAACAAUAAUUUUCAAGCAAUAGGUAUCAGCCAACUUUUGCAAGAUGAACUAGCUUUAGAUUAUCAAGUCAUACAUUUUUUUUAACCUAGUGCCAUUCUGGAUCAGGUGAAACAGCAUGCAGAGUCACUGUGUGGGAAUUUAAUAAAGGAAGACUGGUGUUAUAGUGGGCGGGCCAGGUAAUAUAGCACCAGAGAUCCCAUGUAUUCCACAGUGUGACCAGAUAGAGGUGACAUUAGCAUCAAAUCAUACCAGUAAUGAGUCUGUACCUGUUUUUGGCUGCUAAGAUGAACCUCUUUGUGACUCUUUUUUUCAGAAGAGUUUGUUUUCAAUUGGAAAGGCUGUUUGUGUUGAGUGCAGCAACAUAUAUUGGUUUAGUUCCUAUUGAUCCUAUCAGAAGAUGAGGUUACACUGAGCAUGACCUUCACCUCAACAGUAAAGGGAAAUGAAACUGGCAGUGCUCAAGGCAAAAAACUUAAUGGGGUGGGCACUGUCAAAAGUAAUAAAAUACCCGUGUGUACAGGUGUUACGGCAGUACCUAUUUAUGAGGGAAUAUAGCACUGAAACAAACAUUCACUUUGAGAAAGUAACCAAAGAAUUCAAUUCUAGCCUACUACAAGAGUCUUCCUAAAAGUAAAGAACAUUCUGAUCUGACAAGGCAUGCUGUUCUCCCCCCACUCAUGUUGCCAUGUCGAAGAUCUUCCUAAUCAUUGGUGCAGUUAUGAUGCUAACACUGAGCAAGAACAGUUGUUUACUGUUUAUUUGUGAAUUUUAAAAAUGUAUAACAAAAUUAAUGACCCUGACAAGUGUGAGGUUUUAGUGUAAUACAGUUUGAAUAAAAAAAUGUCCACCCUAUCAAAAUUUACAUAUAGACAGUGAUAUCUGAUUAUCAAGUGCUAAUGUGCUAUAGCACACUGUAAAUAUUGCACUUAAGUGAAACCAUUUCUCUUUGAAUGCAAGCCAGAAAUCAUACAAAGAUUAUGCUAUUUCUCUUCGAAUGCAAGCCGGAAACCACAUUAAAAUUAUGCCAUUUCUCUUCAAAUGAGUGCUGGUACACUAAUGACAUGAAAAAAAAACAUGUUUUUAAAAUUAUUUAAUUGGAUAGAUAAUUUAAUUGGAAUGAUAAUUUUAUCAAUAAUUGAUUGUUUUCAUUGUUGAAAAACAUGUUUUGUAACACUCUUUCCACAAUAAGUAGAAACCAGUGUCGAGGGCAGGAAAUGAUGGCUGGCCAACUGAGAGAAGUGAAGCAAUUGUCAGUCUUUGAGUGCGCAUGCUCUGAUAUGACCUAAUAACUUCUGGCGCUAUGGGUGCUACAUUACUCACAGCAUCAGAUUAUUAGUUUUCUUUGAAGUUGUGUGUAAUGUAUUGUGCAAGUGUAGAUUUUAGAGGAGCAGUUGUUGUAAUAGUGCUGUGGCUGAGUGGUCAAUUGCCGUGAUUAGCAGUUCAUCGACACAGGUUUGACUUUUGCUGCUGCCAACAUAUUAUUUUCUUCUUUUCAUUUUGCUUUACUCCUCUCAGUGUUAAACCACUAAUUAUGAAAUUUACAUAUAUUUAAAACAGUUCAGUUUACGUAAGUAAAAUUAAUUGUUACAAUUACUACUAUAAGUCAAAAGGCUAUAGACGGUGAGUAAAAAAAAAGGGGGAAUAUAAAAGGAAAUUUAGUAUGAAAGUGUGUUUUUUUAGAUAAUUCUGCUAAAGAUGCCCUUUUACAUUAGAUCUUUGGAAGAUGAAGUGAGAUUUAAAGAGUCAGGUAGAUUUACUCAAAAUGUUCCAAAUGUAAAUGUAACAGGAAGUUGUUUAAUGGGGGUCACCAAUUUGACCCAGACCCUGUGAGUAGAAGCAGGUAGAUACCCCUUUAAAGUUUUUAUGUAUUUCACCUAGUUGGCUAUAGGAAAAUAUAAAAUGCUGUCUAAAGAUUUAUGCAUAGAGUAGAAGGGACUUCUGGCAGUAUUUAUUUUAUUCCUCACAAUGUUAA